Messenger RNA from Chrysemys picta bellii (western painted turtle), 2871 nucleotides. The record is from RefSeq and is a predicted model, not a curated record. NCBI's taxonomy places the organism in Eukaryota, Metazoa, Chordata, Testudines, Emydidae.
GGGGAAGGGGAGGAGGCAGCGAAGGGAGCGACUUCCUGCUGCAAAAGCCAUUGGCUGCGAAGCUGCUCGGCAGCUGCGGGGCUGAGCGCCCCGGGCAGCCACGUGGGUCCCCAGGCACCGGAUCCGGGUUUGUGAAGAGCCCCUCCCGGCCUGGCCCCCCUCCAGGCGCAGGGGAGACCCAGAGUCCAAGCCAGAGGCGGCCCCGGGGAUUGAGAGAAACAGCAACAGAGGCAGCAAAUCGCUGCCUGGAGCAAGCAACCACGGGCCCGAGAUUUGAUGGCACAGCCGGGCAGCCCAUCCCAGGGUGAGAUGGAGCAAAAUCCCCCCCGGGCAGCAGAGAACCAGUCGCCUGCUGAGCACCCAGAGGAUGCCGAAGCACAGCAGGAAACGGCAGGUACCGGGACGGAGGAGGAAAUUCCUCUGUGGGAAGGGCCUGCAGGAGCAGAGCCGCACGGGCCAUCCCGGAGCCCCAAGGGGGGGGAAGCUGGUGAAUUGGGACGGCAGAGGCGGGCGAAGCGGGAUGGUGAAGUAGCCCCGCCAGGCCGUGCCUCCCGCGAGGGGCCCAUCAUCUGCGGGGACUGCGGGAAGAGCUUCACCAAGGACUCGGAGUUCGUCAAGCACGAACGCACCCACACGGGGGAGCGACCCUACCAGUGCCCCGACUGCGGGAAGGGCUUCACCAACAGCUCCAACCUCCUGCGCCACCAGCGCAUCCACAGCGGCGCCAAGCCGUACCCCUGCGCCGAGUGUGGGAAGAGCUUCCGCCACAAGGAGCACCUGACCCGCCACGGCCGCGUCCACGCCACGGAGAAGCCCCACGUCUGCACCCACUGCGGGGAGGCCUACAGCACCCGCACCAACCUGCUGCGGCACCAGAGCAGCCACACGGGAGAGCUGCCCUACAAGUGCCCCGAGUGCGGCCGGCGCUUCGGGGAGGCGGCAGCGCUGGCGGGCCACACGGUGAUCCACAGCGGGAAGCCCCACAUCUGCCCCGAGUGCGGGAAGGGCUUCCGGCGCGGCUCGUCGCUGCGGGAGCACCAGCGGGUCCACACCGGGGAGCGGCCCUACGGCUGCCCGCAGUGCGGGAAGGGCUUCAGCCAGCGCUCCUCCCUGGUGCUGCACCGGCGCACCCACACCGGCGAGCGCCCCUACGUCUGCGGCGACUGCGGGCGCAGCUUCAGCGUGAGCUCUGCCCUCAUCACCCACCAGCGGCUGCACACCGGGGAGCGCCCUUUCCCGUGCCCGGAGUGCCAGAAGCGCUUCAGCGACCGCAAGGCCCUCAAGCGGCACCAGCGGGUCCACACUGGGGAGCGGCCCUACCGCUGCACCGACUGCGGCAAAGGCUUCAGCCAGAGCUCGGCGCUGGCCACUCACCAGCGCAUCCACACCGGGGAGACCCCGUACGGCUGCGGGGCCUGUGGCAAGCGCUUCGGAGACCUCUCGGCCCUCAAGCGGCAUGAGCGCAUCCACACCGGGGAGCGGCCCUACCGCUGCGGCCAGUGCGGGAAAGCAUUCAAGCACAGCUCGGCCCUGGCCCAGCACGGCCGUACCCACACCGGAGAGAAACCCUACGUCUGCUCCCAGUGCGGCAAAGCCUUCUCUCAGGGCUCCACCCUCAUCCAGCACCAGCGGGUGCACACCGGCGAGCGCCCCUACCCUUGCCCCCAGUGUGGGCGAAGCUUCUCCCAGGGCUCUGCCCUCACCCAGCACCAGCGCACCCACACCAAGGAGAGCGACCCGCUGAUGGGACCCGGUGGGGCCCGGAUCUACCGGGACCCUUUCGUCCAGCUGCGGGAUGAGGAUGACGAGGAGGAUGGGGUGGGGGAGGUUCUGGUGCUGCCUCCAGGGACAUGGGACGCGGAGCUGGACGUGCAGAUCAAAGAGGAGCCGGAGUCAGGAUUCCCUGUCCCCGACCGGGCCGUGAUCUCCUGCAUGGAGCGAGGGGAAGAGCCGAGGGUCCCGGAUCUCCAGGACUCCAAGGAAAGGGAGAUCCUGAGAGGUGCCCACAUAGCAGGUGCCGGGAGAGAGAAGGAGAAUUCCCAGCAGGAAGGGCCUGCAGGAGCGGAGCUGAAUGGGACGUCCCGGAGCCCUGAACGGGGAGAUGGCGGCAGAACAGGACGGCAGCGGGCAGACAAGGAGCCAGGGUGCAGGCGCAGGAGGGCACGGCCCGUCAACUGCGGGGAUUGUGGGAAAAGCUUCAUGAAGAACUCAGAGUUAAUCAAACACCAGCGCACGCACACGGGUGAGAGGCCCUACCAGUGCCCUGACUGCGGGAGGUGCUUCGCCAUCCGCUCCAGCUUGGAUCGCCACCAGCGGGUCCACACCGGCGAGCGGCCCUUCCCCUGCACCCGCUGCGGGAAGAGCUUCAAGCUUAGCUCGGCCCUGAGCCGGCACCGGCGCGUCCAUGCUCAGGAGGGGCCCUGUUUCUGCGCUGAAUGCGGCAGGGGUUUCAGGCACAGUGCUGCACUAACCCAACACCAGGCUGAGCACCUGAACCAUGGAGACCCCACCAACGGACCUGUGGGGACACGGGUCUACAAGGACCCCUUUGUCCAGGCACGGGACCUCGAGGGGGAGGCUGGUGGGAUGUGGUAUGCUGAGCCUGUGAAAGAGGAGAGUGGGUGAUGGGAUCUGCACUUGGGUUGUGGGUCUGGGCAGGAGACACUGGAGUGAGAAGAGAGCAGCUAUAAGGAAUGCAGGGACUGAACCUGUGAUCUGUGGAUCUAACAUCUGGAGCUGGGCUGUGAGGCAGUGUGGUCUAGUGCAGUGGUUCUCAACCAGGGGUAAACGUAUCCCUGGGGGUAGGCAGAGGUCUUCCGGGGGUACAUCAGCUCAUCUAGAUAUUUGCCUAGUUUUACAGCAGGCUACAUG